AACUACAACAGCAGCAGCAGCAGCAACCACAAUCACAACCACAACAAAAUCAACAACAACAUCAGCACCAGCAUCAGCAGCAAAAUCAACAUCAACAUCAACAGCAACCACAACAACAAGCGACUCAACAACAUCAGCAGCAACAGCAGCAACAAUUACAAUCAUUUCAGCUUCACCAACAGUCAAUGCAGUAUGGUAAUUUACAGGCUCAGUUAUCUUUACAAGCAUCACAAAUGCAACAACAGCAUCAGCAGCAAUUGCAGCAACAUCAAUCGCAUCAACAGCAGCUAAAUCAGUACGGAAUCUAUCAAAACAAUACCCAACAACCACAACUAUUGCAUCAAUCACAACAAUCACAGCCUCAGUUACAGCAGCAACAAUCGCAAUCAGCCAUGAACUAUCCAUACAAUGCAGCGCAAAACACACUCAUAAAUCAUGCCUUUGGACAGCAACCUACACAUACGAAUAGUACAAGUUCCAGUGCUAGUUCUGUAGCAAGCCAUGGUGUCUCUACACCAGGAGUAUCAGACAUUCCAACCAUGACAAGCACCACUACCACAGGCUUUGUACAAGGUAUAUCGCCUGGAUCUUCUGCCAACAUUGGUGGUGGUCAAACGGCAGUAGCCAAUAAUAUCCAUAAACCUAUUGAUGCCGACAGUGGUUAUUGUAUUGAUUGGUGCCCAAAUCGUUCGCCUACUGCCAUGAUGGUUGUUGGUCUUGGUAAAGAAAUUGGAGCAAGAAUAUUUAAGCAUGAUGGCCAUAAUCGAUGGAUACCAGGGGAAUUUUUGCCUGGGCAUACAGAAGAAGUACAUGAUGUGAGCUGGGCACCUAGUAUGGCUAGAUCAUACCAAUUGAUUGCCACAGCCAGUAAAGACAAUAUGGUUCGUGUCUUUAAAUUAACUGAACAGCAAGUUCCCUUACAACAGCAACAGCAACAGCAACAGCAACAGCAACAGCAAAGAGGAAGAUCCAUUCUUUCUCCAGCUGGUACACCAAAUCAACUCAAUCCAAACAAUAAGUCUUUUCAUAUUGAGCUUGUUGCUUGUUUUGAUGAUCAUAGAGCAGAAGUCUGGCGAGUCGAAUGGAAUGUUACAGGCACGAUCCUUUCUUCUUCAGGAGAUGAUGGAAAAUUGCGCUUAUGGACUACUGGAUACGAUGGAAAAUGGAAACAAAUGGCAUCUAUUGCUGCUAAUUCACAAAUACCAUUAUAGAAUAAAGCUACUUUUAUAUUUAUCAUUUAU
Gilbertella persicaria is the source of this 1241-nucleotide messenger RNA. RefSeq lists its product as uncharacterized. Bases 186 to 1211 code for a protein of 341 amino acids. Gene Ontology annotation, biological process: positive regulation of TORC1 signaling; cellular response to amino acid starvation. NCBI's taxonomy places the organism in Eukaryota, Fungi, Mucoromycota, Mucoromycetes, Mucorales, Choanephoraceae. Gene Ontology annotation, cellular component: nuclear pore outer ring; Seh1-associated complex. Gene Ontology annotation, molecular function: protein binding; structural molecule activity. The transcript has a single exon. The record is from RefSeq and is a predicted model, not a curated record.